AUGGGAUCACAAGCGCCUUUCCCGUCCACUGUCAUAGUCAUCGGCGCAGGUGUGUUCGGGCUAUCGACAUCCUUGGCCCUUGCGAAGAGAUAUCCUGCGACCAAAGUCAUCGUUGUCGAUCGUCUUACACCUCCCGUCGAAGAUGGAACCAGUGUUGACACAACACGAUGCAUUCGCUCAGACUACGUUGACCCUAUUUAUGCACGAUUAGCAAAGGAGGCUCAGAAGAAGAUCCAGGAAGACCCGGAUCUGAGUCGUUUUCUCUUUCAGCAAGGCAUGACAUUUGCCUGUGACGGCCAACCGAGUCGGUUUACCAAGAUAUGGCAAUCGACACUAGAGAAGGCGAAGACCUUGUCAGGCCACGAGAACAUCGUUGAGCAACAGACCCGCGAGAAAGUGUACCAGCGUAUCCAUGGAGAAGGCUCGCAGCCUGUACCAGCUUCAGAGCUCGAAGGAGGAUCGAAAUGGAAUCAAGCUUAUUGCAAUCUCUCAGCUGCUUUCAUUGACGCCAAAGAGUGCAUACAAAUCUAUUAUGAUCGUUGCAUGAAAACUCCGUCCAUCAGCUUCCGAUGUGGCCUUGCUGUGGAUCGCAUCAUGGUCGUUGACAACCGUUCUCAGGGAGUCGUUUUGGAGGACGGCGCCACCAUACCUGGGGAUAUGGUUAUUGUCGCGGCGGGUGCGUGGUCGAACAAGCUUGUUUAUCUCGGCAAUCGUCUUGUGCCCAUCGGACAUGAAGUCGCCUGGAUCAAAGUAACUGAGGAAGAGCAGAGACGCUGGAAGAACAUGUCCAUCUCGACGAAUCUCAGCACUGGCCUGAAUAUGUUCCCACCAUACCGUGGUGAGAUCAAAAUCCUGCGUCGGUCGCCCGGAUACAAGAACACUGUCACUGUAGCGCAUCCAGAGGAUUCGACAAAGCAAAUCAGCAUUUCCUGGCCUCGAACGAUGGUCAGUAAUCCCACUGAUACUAUUCCUGCUGAUGCCGAAGCUGCAAUGAGAGCGAAUUUGCGGGAAAUCAUGCCCGACCUGGCAGGCAGGCCAUUCGAUCGGUCGAAGAUAUGCUGGAUCAGCACAACGCCCACGGGUGACUUCCUCAUUGCUCCUCAUCCCUCCAUUGCCGGCAUUCAUCUCGCAACGGGUGGCUCUGCGCACGCGUGGAAAUUCUUGCCUACAAUCGGCGAUCUCGUUGUUGAUUCAAUGGAAGGGUCUCUUCCACAAGAGCUGGUAGACAAGUGGGCCUUUCGCAAAGAGUCCAAGGGCAAGGAUGAGAGUAGUCCUCGAAUGGAUGGGGAUCCUGAAGAACUUGGCGACGUAGUUCGCCACCACCUGUAA
This is a messenger RNA of Exophiala viscosa, 1329 nucleotides long. RefSeq names its product putative fructosyl amino acid oxidasesarcosine oxidase. Lineage: Eukaryota; Fungi; Ascomycota; Eurotiomycetes; Chaetothyriales; Herpotrichiellaceae. The transcript is spliced from 3 exons. Bases 1 to 1329 code for a protein of 442 amino acids. The record is from RefSeq and is a predicted model, not a curated record. Gene Ontology annotation, molecular function: L-pipecolate oxidase activity; proline dehydrogenase activity; flavin adenine dinucleotide binding.